Molecule: messenger RNA, 2712 nt
Organism: Wasmannia auropunctata (little fire ant)
Lineage: Eukaryota; Metazoa; Arthropoda; Insecta; Hymenoptera; Formicidae
Product: J domain-containing protein DDB_G0295729-like
Exons: 4
Coding region: 862-1764 (300 amino acids)
Source: RefSeq, a predicted model, not a curated record
GCGGAGGCGUCCACGCGCGUGUGCGGGCGCGUUUCAGGACUUUCAGGUUAUAAGUUUCACGACAGUUGCGACGAGCCCUUCCCCUCUCGGUAAUCUUCAGUUUCCCGCCGUUCCGCCCACGGGUAGAGUCGUUAUAGCCGAUCGUAAGCGAAGCCGAUCGUCUCAGCGGCCGUCUCCAGUUGACUGACAGCCGACAACAACCCGCGCAAAUUUUCACGUUUCGGAGAAACGUGAGGUGUCGAGUAUCGCCGAGCGAGCGGACUAACAUGGGUUAUGUGCGGCGACCGGGAGGACGCUGGACAUCCACGAGUUCGUCGAUCGGACACUUGGAAAGAUGUGUCGCCACCACACGCGGAUGAUCGGGUGGUCGUCUCGGGGAGCGAUUGUUGUUGCGCCGACGACGAGGGGGAGCACGCAUGGAACGUCGUCCACCGCCGUCGUCCGCUCGGACGCCCCGUCCCUAUAACGGCGCGCGCGGGACGUGACCGGACGCGGCUGCCUUGAGGCCGCCUUCGAGAGCUAGUUACCACAACGCCCGGCCAGCCCUAAUCUCUCCGCCGCCGCCACCACCAUCACCACACGCGCACCACGCGCUCUCAUCUAUUAUCUGAUCUAGAUUCGGCCCGUGGCGCGCCGUACACUCUUAUCUGGCGGCUUAUCUAAAAUUCAAUAAGACUCAAAAAGGAUAAACACAGAGUCGCCGCCGCCGCGACGUUUGACCGCCUGCGUUCGAGUCGGCAGCUGAGAGGGUCCCGCUCUUCUUUCCAGCUUUAUUCCAGCGAUACGAGAUCACAGGCGAAGAUCCUUGACGUACUGCUACUCUGGAGCUGCUUCUGUGAAACACACGCCUCCGCCACCGUCAUGGACGGUUUCUCGCAGGACUACGAGAGCAAAAUGGAAGCGUCGUUCGAGACGUACGACGAGACGAUAGUCGCCGCGGCGAAUCACCAUCAGUGCGAUCACAUCGUUCAGUCCGUGAGCGAUCAGGUGCCCGCGCAGGAGAUACAGGUGCAGACUCAGGAGAAUCACGGUAGCAACACGUUGACGCUGCAGCAGCAGCAGCAGGUGGAGCAGACGCACGCAGCGGCGCAGAUCGAGUCUAAGGGCGCGCAGAGAACCUCGGUCAGAUUGCCCGCUCUGUUGGACGGGGAGUACUUUACGGUGACCAGGGUGGAGGACACCAACGUUACGGUACGUUGUCAGCAGUGUAUGAAACUGCUGAACGGCAAUCUGAAGUCCACCGGGAAUUUUCUCAGUCACGUAAAGCGUUUGCAUCCGAACUCGAUGGGCAAGAUAAGGUGCAAGUCUAGUCAGAGGAAAGCCGCGGUGUACGUCGACUCGGCGUUACCUGACAAAGUUACCUGCCCGGAAGUAGCGCGGGAGAAGCGCGUGUCGCCGCAAAGUAAGAAGCGCUGCAAAACGGAGGAAUGUGCGAUCGUGAACGAGGAGCCUUACGAACAACCACAACAACAACAACAACAACAACAACAGCAGCAGCAGCAGCAGCAGCAACCUGCGGAUUGGAACAACGCGGCGUUAAUCCGAGGAACCGAGGAGACGGAAUCGGCGGAUUCCGCCUUGAAAAUAUCGCACAACAAUUCGUUCAUGAUGGAGGACGAGUACGACGCGAUCGGCCGCAACGUCGCCGCCAAGCUCAGGAACAUGAGAACGGACCAAAGAAUAAUAGCUGAGAAAUUGUUGAGCGACGUUUUAUUUGAGGCUCAGCUCGGUAAUCUUCAUAGAGAUUCGAGUAUCCACGUGUGAAACGUGGAGGGAUGUACAAAACGGCCUGUGCGUGAGUCGAUAUACUACCUGUAUAUCUUCUAGUGAGUCGAACGAUCUUUCGCCCGAUUUGACCGACGAAAAACGACGAGACGUAAUAUGAUUAAUACAGUUAUCUGAUUGGUUAUAUAACGCGCAGUUUUAUCGAUGUGCGUGUACGUGUGUGUGUUUGCGCACGUGGGCGUGAAGAUUGUGUGCGCGUGAAGGAAUAGGUGGUAAUUUUCGUGAAUGAUAUUAGUAUUCUAGCCUUAUUAAAAACUGAACAAAUUCAUACUUUUGUGAUAUACCUUGUAAUCUUCUACGCGAUCGUCCCGGGAUCAUUACAUAUGGAUUUUCAACAAGAAAACGAAAAUUUAGAUAUUCUGAUGAUCCCAGAACGACAUACAUAUGAGCGUAUAUUGAAAGCCCACGCUUUCGUUUUAUAUAUAAAUGUAUGAUAUUGUAAAUAUUUUCGUAAUGUACAAAACCAUUGUUAAAUAGUGAAAUACGCUGCCUAAACUAUUAGAUUGGUACAAAAAAUUCUCUGUUUUUUUAUAUUUUUGUAAAUAAUUAAGAAAUUUUUUUUGUAAGAGCACCAAAGAAUGUUUUCUUAAAUGAGAAAAGUGACUACUUUAAUGACUUUAUGAUUUGACUUGGGAAAUUGCAUACGAGAUUUCGUAUCUAGCAAAAAAGUUUAUUUGGCAAGUAUGGGAAGUUUUUGCAACCAAUCUAAUGACGACUACGUCUAAAAGUCUUUCUUUAUAUACCAAUCACAUUUUAUGAUUAAGACAGUCAACUGUAAUAUACAGCAAUAGCUAUAUGUAUAUAAGUUUAAUAUAGAUAUAAAUAUAGAUUUAAUAAAACGAUAUACUUUUGUGUAAAAUAUUCUCGAAAUGUCUAAGGCUUUAUCAAAAAACUACAUGAUGUAAAUAAAGUAAAGAAAGCCGCCAA